AUUCAGGGUGGAUGGGAGGGAUGUUGCUGCCAUCCCUGCCGAGGCUCCAGUGCCUCUGCUGUCGUGCCGAGUGUUUGUUUGAGGACGUUUGGCUGCUGCUUACAGGGAACCAGACACCAGGCUCCCCUCCACAUCCUGAGUCGCUUUGGUCUCCUUUAAUCCGCCAACCAGGGAUGUUACAUGGACUAUAGCGGGAGCAGGAAUAGCCAGAGGUCAGGGAAGGUGUUUUUUGUUGCAAACCUGCUGAAAAACACUUGGUCCCAUCUCCAAAUCAUGAGGAAUAUUUAUGUUCUGUGACAGACAAUCGCCAUACAUCCAUUUGUUUUUUUUGGCAUCCAACGUGCCAAUCUAAAUAUUUGGAGCAGCUCAGCAAUAAUCAGGACAACUUCUGACUCCAGAUAAACACUUGAAAACCCAGUUUGAUUGAACAUUAUCAUCCUUUUUCCACCUCCUUCACGGCUCAUGUGGCCUGGGGUCAUUUGAACUCUCAACCUGUGGGCUUGCAAGGUGUUUUUUGUGAAGAGGCGGAGAUGACAUCCCAAAAUCUUUUCGCCUCAGCCUCGUUACACAACCUGACCGAGGGAUAACCGUCGAUCCUCUGAGCGGCGCUUUUGGACCGACACACUCCCGGACACAGAGCCUCGGGCUGCAGGCAGGAUGGGGGACGGGAGCUGGGUGUGUCUGAGCCCGGCCGAGUUCACCCAGCUGCAGAAAUACAGCGAGUACUCGAGUAAGAAGCUGAAGGAUGUGCUGGAGGAGUUUCACGGGGAAGGAGUUCUGUCCAAAUACAAUCCAGAGCAGCCCAUUGAUUAUGAGGGUUUCCAGCUCUUCAUGGCCACAUACCUGGAGAUCGAUAUCCCAGAGGAGCUGUGUCAGCACCUCUUCACCUCCUUCAAGAGCAAGACCGGAGGAGGCUCCCCCGAUCACUCUCGAGCGGGAACCAGCUUACUGGGGAUAAAUGGGAAGAGCAUCCUGUCAGCGAUGGGUCGGCACACCCCGGAGCACUCUGCAGUGAUGACCACGGCGAGCUCCACCUCCCCCUGUUCAUCUCGCUCCUCCUCGCAGCGCUCAGGGAAGGGGGCCCAUACACCCGGGGGGCCCCACCGGUCCCCCUGCUCCCAGGUUAAAUCCUCAGAGGCCGGCAGCAACGCCCUGACCCCCAACGUAGGUCCUGCCCGGUCACCAGCAUCCCCCAAACUCUCCCCAGAGAGGAGUCGCUCUGAAAAGCAUUUGUCGCUGCGGAGGAGCCCGUCGCCUCAGAAGGGACCCCCCCCGCCGUCGCCCCAGGUGGUAUUCCUGAAGGACAUCGUCUGCUACCUGUCGCUGCUGGAGAGAGGGACGCCGGAGGACAAGCUGGAGUUCAUGUUCAGGCUGUACGACACAGACGGCAACGGGGUGCUGGACAGCUCGGAGCUGGAUCGCAUCAUAAAUCAGAUGGUGCACGUGGCAGAGUAUCUGGAGUGGGAUUCAACGGAGCUGCGACCGAUACUGAAGGAGAUGAUGGAGGAGAUUGACUACGACAGAGAUGGGACCGUGACUCUGGAGGAGUGGAUCAGAGGAGGCCUCACCACCAUCCCUCUGCUGGUGCUGCUGGGCAUGGAAACGAACGUACAGGAAGACGGGCAGCAUGUUUGGCGUCUGAAGCACUUCAACAAACCGGCCUACUGUAACUACUGCCACACCAUGCUGCUGGGGGUCCGCAAACAGGGCCUCUGCUGCUCCUUAUGCAAGUACACGGUGCACGAGCGCUGUGUGUCCAAAGACAUCGCCCCCUGCAUCAGUACCUACGCCAAGUCACGCAGACACACCAAUGCGAUGCAGCAUGUGUGGAUGGAGGGAAACUCUCCCACUAAGUGUGACCGCUGUCACCGCAGCAUCAAGUGUUACCAGGGCCUGACCGGCCUGCACUGCGUGUGGUGUCAGAUCACCCUCCAUAAUAAAUGUGCAUCCAACGUGAAGCCGGAGUGCGAUGGAGGUUCUCUGAGGGACCACACACUGCUGCCCUCCUACAUCUGCCCUGUGGUCCUGGACCGUCAUUCUGUGGUGAAACGUGGGGAGGGGGAGUCGCCCCCCAGCACCAGCCCCGACGACAUCAAUCAGACGUUUAAAUUCUCCCCCGGGGACGGACAGGCUCUGCAGAUCACCCCUCUCCCAGGGACCCACCCGCUCCUCGUCCUGGUCAACCCCAAGAGCGGAGGGAGGCAGGGGGAGCGAGUACUGAGGAAGUUCAGGUACCUCCUAAACCCCCGGCAGGUGUACAGUUUGGAGCAAGGGGGACCAAUGGUAGGGCUUAACUUCUUCCACGAUGUCCCUGAUUUCCGGGUGCUUGCUUGUGGAGGUGACGGCACUGUGGGCUGGAUCCUGGACUGUAUAGAUAAGGCCAACUUUUCACAGCCCCCUUCAGUGGCCAUCCUGCCUCUGGGCACCGGGAACGACCUCGCACGCUGCUUACGCUGGGGAGGAGGCUACGAGGGCGGCAGCUUGCUGAAGUUCCUCCGGGACAUCGAGCACAGCGCAGAGGUGGUGCUGGACCGCUGGAACAUCGACAUCGUCCCCGAUGACAAAGAGGAGAAAGGAGACCCCGUUCCCUACAGCAUCGUCAACAACUACUUCUCUAUUGGAGUGGAUGCCUCCAUUGCCCAUCGUUUUCAUCUGAUGAGGGAAAAGCACCCAGAGAAGUUCAACAGCAGAAUGAAGAACAAGCUCUGGUACUUUGAGUUCGGCACCACUGAGACCAUAUCGGCCACCUGCAAGAAACUCAACGAAUGCAUAGAAGUGGAGUGCGACGGUAUCAUCUUGGACCUCAGCAACACCUCCUUGGAGGGCAUAGCUGUGCUCAACAUUCCCAGCAUGCACGGCGGCUCCAACCUGUGGGGUGAGUCGAAGAAGAGGAGGAACUACAACCGCAUGAGCAAGAAAGUUCCCGACAGGAUGCCAGCCAGCACCGUCACGGACGCUAAAGAACUCAAAUUCUGCAUGCAAGACUUCAGUGACCAGCUGCUGGAGGUGGUGGGUCUGGAAGGGGCGAUAGAGAUGGGACAGAUCUACACUGGACUGAAGAGUGCCGGACGCAGACUGGCUCAGUGUGCCAACGUCACCAUCAGGACGUCCCGGCGGCUGCCCAUGCAGAUUGAUGGCGAGCCCUGGAUACAGACCCCCUGCACGAUCAAGAUCACACACAUGAACCAGGUCCCCAUUCUGCUGGGCCCGCCUCAGAAGACGCCGUUCUUCUUCUUCAAGAAACGCAACCAUAGUCGCGACUAGGACACACGCACGCACGCACACACACACACACACACACACACACACACAUAAAUACACACAGCACAUAUAUGCACAAACACACACAUGCCACCCACUGUACAGGCAGCUCCACUGUUGGGGGUUUAAAGUGGGAAGUUCAUGGAUCACAUUGUGGAACAUUCCCAAAGUCAGGAUGCCUACAGACGAUUUAUUCCCAGAGGAACCUGCCGUGACGGAAGUGAAAACUCUCAGUAACAAGUAUCGACCUUUUCCUGUGUAACCAUCAUCUGCUACUCUCCAAAACCUCCAUCCCAGUAAUAGGAUUUUCAUUUUUCUGCGCCCAAAAACUCAGCGAGACCUGCACUGCCUGCUAAACGACACUCUGUCUGCUGGGAUUCCCUUACAAAGAAGUACAGAAAGUGAAAUUGAGUUAAAGAAAGCAGGUUGUUUGAUGGGAAGUAAACAGCUCCAACACUACAGUAAGCAGGAGGAGCGGUGGCUGUAGUCCUUGUUGUUUGCAAGGCCGGUGAGUAAAUAGAGAUCCACCUCUGUCGAAACACAACAAAUGAAUAAUGAAACGUCGGCGGCUUGUAAGAGCCCUCGCUGCAGGGCCUCCCCACAGACUGACAGUGGAGAAAAGAGGAGAGCCCUCAUCCAUUAUUGACUUGUUUUGUUUGUGGGGUUGAUGGCAGCGGGGCGGAACAGCGGCCUGGUAUGGGCUGAAACAUGCAGGGAAUGAUCUUAGCCCCUGAGCAUCACUGGCCUACAAAAACACAUCCUGUAAACCGUAUUUACGCACUGUGUGGAUGAUCUGGAGGUUGACUUCAGGCAAAGGAGGUUCCUGUCCCCUUGUGCACAGAAUAAAAUGUUUUACCGUGUAAAUUAGUCUAGAUGGAAAGUAGAGAUUGCGGUUUAAGGAGAGACACUACAGGCCCAAACAUGCACUCAGUUCUCAGAUUCUGCACUACUUUUGCUUUCAUAACUUCUUUUACACAGCAGAGACAUACACAUCCAAGUGCUUGUCUUAUUAAAUGUAUCUAAUUACAUCUUUAGAUUCUCCUGAAUCAUAAAAAAGUUAGUAUUACAUAACCCUGAUUUGCAUAUUUAAACAGAACAUUUGUGUGAAUUGGUUCAUGGUGAGGUCUAUUCAAAUGAUUUCCUGUUUGGACAAAUGUAGGAGUUUUUUCAUACAUAUAUAACAUCAUGUUAGUGUUUACCAAACUUUCCAAUUUUACCCCUUGUGAAGCUUUUUACAGAGAGCUGUGUAUUUGUCAAUCAGAUCCUGAUUUAUUUAGCCUUUAUUUCCUGAAAAAUCCAGAAAUCCCUCCGAGAAAACCUUUCAGUUUAACAAAAUCAAACAAGAUUUUUUAAGUCUGGGUUGGUCCGAGGUUUAGAUUAAGCACAUAUUUAAUAACAUAAUGCCUCAUAUGCAUAUUUAAACUUAUCAUAAAACAUGUAAUACUAAAAAAUAUUGUCUUAAUGUACUCAUUAUAUUUCUCCAGCUGUAGUGUCUCUCCUUAAGAAACCCUAACAAUCCUAAUGAUAUCAACAACAGCUACUGUACACCGUGUGCCAAACAACACUUCCAGCGGGUCAGAAUUUAAAUAAAUCCCCUCAAGGGUUUAACAGCAGAGCCCUGGGGUUUUUAUUUACCAGAGCUUUGACAGGGGAACUAAACUUACCCCUCUAUUUCAGGGUCUAUCUCUCCUCUAGUGAAACUCUACGCCUAAUUACCGUGUCAAACAUCAACUCACAAUGUCAAGUGUGCAAAUCCCAGAGCCGGUCCCUACUGCUUUAAUGCAUUCACAAUGAGUUGCACCAGAUAAAAUGGGACUGUAAUGGAGGUAAAAGAGAUAUUAGCAGGACUUAUGUUUGAUGGACGAAAGGUAUGUCAUUGGGAAACUAUGGAGAGUUGAAUUCAGUGUUUUUAAAGAAUGUAUUCAUGUGACUGUCCCCACAAUAUGGCAAAGUAUAUCAUGCAGUGUGUGCAGAAGGAGUAUAUGUAUAUUUCUGGAAAGUAGGAGUAGCUCACAUAUACUAUACACACGAAUGUGUUUUUAAUAUAUCAUUGUUAUUAAUGUGGAAAUCUUAGCUUAGAGGAGUUCGGAUCAGUAUUCUUCGCCGUGCAGAGCCGCUGCAGUCUCUCUCUGAAGGCAGUUUCCCCACUUUUUCUGAUGCUCAUUGCUUUGGAUUUGUUUGGUUUUGCUUCAUCUUGGCUUGGCCUUUGUUUGAUGAAGAAACAUGCACGACAAAUGCAUCAAAAGGACAGAAUGUGUGGCAAAAAUGAUCUCUCACUUGGAGGUUUAUACAUGCUCUUCAUCGGUAAAUGGAGCCGUUAAAGUGCAUGUCGUAAAACUACACACAGAUUAGGCUGAUUGUAGGUAGGCCUAUGUAUCAGUAGUGGCGUAUGCAUGUCGGCCAAAAAGACACGAGAAAUUGCAAUGAUGAAAUGUAAUGAUGUGCGUUUCAGGGAAAUUUAACAAGAAUAACCUACAGCUAAAUGCUAUGUUACAUGCUAACAUGCUAUUUUAAGCAGGAGGGGUUCACCAUAUUUUCCAGCUUGUUAGCAUGCUAACGUUUGCUAAUUAGCACAAAACGUCAUUAUUUGUAUGAAAGUUUUGGUAAAAAGUAGUACAAUUCUGACCUCUAGGUGGCCCUGGAUUCAAAUUUCUUGCAUUGAAAUUUAAGGUCGUUCUCAUGGGCUGUGCCAAAUUACAAAUGGCAGUGUACAGACGUUGUGCUCAAACCCACCAAACUUAAGCUUGUUGUGGCGCAAGAGGAGAAGUCAUUAGAUCCCUAAAGGCAGGAGGAUUUAUCAUCUGAUGACCAACAAUAUUACAUCCAGAUAUUGUUGAGUCAAAUCAGUCUGGACCAAAGCCAAACAUACAUCAUACAAAUUGCCAUACUUAAAACCAAAACGGUAAAAUGUCACAUAAUGAAUAUCCUAACAUUUUAGGAAAUAUAACCUGACCUAACCUCACCUUUUUCUUAAUUCUCAAAAAUCGAUAUUGGCAGCGAAAUAAUGACGUAGUUAAAUGAGAUAAUGGACCUUGUGUCGUAACCCAAAAGCACCAAACCAGAGAAGCUAUGAAGUUCGGCCUGCAGCAAACUACCUUGCAGUGCCUAUGAAGAGCUGCUGCGGCGAGCAACGCGCGUUUGGGAUAGUUGAAGUCAUUGCAGCUCAGAGUCCUGAGAAAUGUUGACAUGUUACAAAGGAUUUGUUCCUGCUUUGACAUACCAGAACAAGCAUCCAGGCUGCAGAAAAAAACAACUGCUCUUUUCAAAGACCACGUAAAAGUGAGAAACUCAAAUCAUCCAUUAUGUGAUUAGAGCUAGAAGAUUGUGGGAAACUGUUUUGCUAUAAAGUGGGUUUUAACACAGAGGGAGACUGGUGGUUCAAACUGAGCUCCACUGUAGGGUCAGGCUUUAAAUGCCUUUAUACCCUUUUCCCUUUAAAAAAAAACCACUGAGACUCUUGCACCCAGGCCCCCUGAAUAGAAACAGUGUAUGGAGUGAGUCAUGUGUCACUUUUAUCCCCCAAAAAACAAAUAAGAAAUACAGCAUAUCAUAAUCCUUAAUGUUCAGGUCCACAAUGGAGCCUGGGCGCUGAGAGUACUCAGUGAGAAAAGAGUGCAUGUUUACAGUAACUUUACAUUUAUUGAGAGAACUGUUUUAGACGAGCUAUAUUACCGAGUGUAUAUAUUUGUUUAUAAUAUUUUAUCUGAAGAUGCAUCACCGCAUGCCUGCCGAGACAAAAGAAGAGUGAACAAAGAGUGAUUCAAACCUUGCUUAAAACCAUUUACCUGAUAUAUUUAUUUCUUGUAGUUUCUUUUUUCAUUUUCUGUUGGCAGCAUGUUUAGAAUCAUGUGCAAGAAAAGGAGAGAGAAGAAGAAGAAGCUGUCUUGUUCCAUUAAAACAAGGAAACAAAAGUACUAUUCCCAGAUGAAGUUCAUUGCCAUUACACCAUCCAUUGGUGAUUUAUUGUAAAAUCAAAAGGGUGGAAACACUCACGCCCGCACGGAGCCCGUCUGAGUGAAUUUCCAAUAUGUGUCACAAAUCAUGUCUAUUCCUGUCCUUUGAAGUAAUCAAUUGCCUUAACAAAUGCAUGGACGCCCUCUGAGCUCACAGCGUUGCACAGUGCUCACAAAGAUACUCAAAGAUGAUUACUUGUAGCAGCACAUUACCCUAGAAAAAAAACAAGACGGUUUUAUCCAUGUUUGGAAGACAAACAUAGUCAUUCUGGUGUCCUCCCAACCUUCAGUUAGUUUUGUUGGUUCCCUUUGUGUGCUGAUGUAAUUUGCAAUCAUUGAAAUGAAAACGAGAGAAGUGAUAUUUGCAGUUUCCUGAUAAGCUAAGGCAACAAAUCCCAUCUCACAUCUGCUUUUUAGUCCAUUUGUUUUUACUGAAUACCUUAAAAUAUCUGUGACAUUUCCACAUUAAACUGUCUCGAAACAACUAGAGCUAUGGUAUAUGUUAUUGAGUUGUGUGCUCACAUUAUCCCAAGUGUUUCCAACUGUUUGUAAACCUGGAGAUUUCUGUAAUUCAAUCAAAGUAACGGUGUGUUUCCUCUGGUCUCUUGUGAUUGACUUGUCUGCCAGAUGUUUGAGUUUGUGAUCUUGUUUUAAGCCACAUUUUACCAUACACUUAUUAGUGGUUUUCAACUCUCUAAUGAUCGGAUUUUAGUAAUCAAAAGUCUUGAUCUUAAGCUAACAGAGAAACAAGCUAAGCUAAUGUUAGCAGCAGCCAAACGGCAUCAGAGAAGCACAGAUGUUUAACAUAAAAAGGCUUUAAUUAGAGUUUUAUUGGUUUUAAUUCCAGGGUCUCUGUGUUUUGGAACAAAGGAGGCUUUACAGACAAUUCAGCUCUAGGUAAAAAAACCUGAACACCUGAACUUCAGUACCUUAAGUUAUCAGAAGUAAAACGCUAAGCUAAUGUUAGCAAAAGUGGAAAGGAAUGCGUCGGCGUUGCCUGCCAGGAGUUGUCAUCGAUUGAAUGUUUAGAUCAGAUUUUGAUCGUUCUCAACUAAAUAUUUUAACCAGAUGAAAGAUUUUUAGGCAAUGAACGUCUUCAUCCUAACAGCCAAAACAGCAGCAGAAACACAGACUGUUAAAAAAACAAGCUGAGCAAAUGUCAGCUUAAAUGAAACGGUAUCAGAGAGACACCUGAAACUGCUUUAUGUUUUGUGUCCCUUUAUUGUAGAGACUUUAAAGAUCACCUAACCUUGGUGGCAGACACCUUUUUUUUCAUGCAUUUGAUAUUAAAACGCAGGAGUUUUUAUGCAAACAUUGCUUAAACAGGACAUUUUCCGGAACAUUUCCAGUCGUGGAUGAACUCACAUUUGGUGCUCUUUGGGGUAUAUCUGGCAGAAGUACUGCAUGUAUGUUCCCAUAAGGUUUUGGCAACAAAAGUAUAUAUUGUUUAUUAAUAUUAAUUAAAUGUUGGUUUUGUUGGCUUUUCAGAGGAUUUGUUCAUCAUAUGAAAAUCACCAACCUUAUCCUUUGUUCUGUUUUGCUUCUUUUUAUUAUUGUCUUAACUGACUGAUUGUGAAAGCAGUGAAAAGGCACAUUUAGUUCAUCAGGUGCAAUAAAAUAAAAAGAAUACACACCCGGA
This is a messenger RNA of Eleginops maclovinus (Patagonian blennie), 8853 nucleotides long. RefSeq names its product diacylglycerol kinase beta (gene dgkg). Gene Ontology annotation, cellular component: plasma membrane. The transcript has 25 exons. The coding region runs from base 658 to 3264 and encodes 868 amino acids. The record is from RefSeq and is a predicted model, not a curated record. Gene Ontology annotation, biological process: diacylglycerol metabolic process; intracellular signal transduction; lipid phosphorylation. Lineage: Eukaryota; Metazoa; Chordata; Actinopteri; Perciformes; Eleginopidae. Gene Ontology annotation, molecular function: calcium ion binding; ATP-dependent diacylglycerol kinase activity.